Messenger RNA from Cydia pomonella (codling moth), 2746 nucleotides. RefSeq lists its product as uncharacterized. The record is from RefSeq and is a predicted model, not a curated record. Bases 12 to 476 code for a protein of 154 amino acids. The transcript has 3 exons. NCBI's taxonomy places the organism in Eukaryota, Metazoa, Arthropoda, Insecta, Lepidoptera, Tortricidae.
UUUGUGUAAUAAUGUCCCAUAAUAUUUAUUUAUUAUUUUAUUUUAUUAACAUUUUAAUUUGUUCUAGGUCUUCAGAUUCAGAAUUUGAAAGCAUUGCUUCCAUUAGCAACACAGCAACGGGUACAAAGGCGAAUAAAGAAAAAAGACAAAAAAGAAAACCUGAUGCUUCAGGGAUCGAUUCGGAGGUGGAGUUCGAGGAAACGACGAAACAGAAAAAAGUGAAAAAGACCCCAAAACCAAAAUCGAACAGAACGCCCUCCACCGCCGCACCAAACAAGAAGGUUUCGAAGAACGGCAACCCGUUCGAGCUAUUUCCUGAAGAUGAAGACUUAGAGGCGUCCUCGGCAUCGCUGCUAGACUCCUCUAUCGUUCAACGGGUGGCCAACGGUCUGACGAAACGGACACUCGAGCUCGAUGGUAAACUUUAUCACUCACUCACUGACCGACCGAUCAUCAAAACUCUAAGGCACUUCUAGCAGACAUAGAAGCUUCAAAUUUAUAAUACAAUUACCCCCUUAUUCAUAAACGUCUACUAAAAUUACGAUGCCGCUAAUCAUCGUUUGUCCCUUUCCGACGAAUUGGUAUGAUGUCAAACAAAAUAUAUAAAAAUAAUUCAGCUCAGCAUAAAGAACCGGGAGAACCGGGAAUCCCGGUACCGGCUCCGACCCGGUACCGGGAAAUGAAAAACUAGGAACCGGUCCCGGGACUGCACGCCCUAGUCCUGGUGUCGAAGAAAACACCGGUGUGAAGUUAGCGGCCAAAGUUAUCGGCCAACGAUAACCCGACCAAAUUAAGAAGUUAACACUUUUAAUACGUGUACUUCCAUAAAAAGCGGCCAAGUGCGAGUCGGACUCGCGCAUGAAGGGUUCCGUACCAUUUAAGACGUAUUAAAAAAAAAUCUACUUGCUAGAUCUUGUUCAACAUUUUACCACUUUGGACACACAUUUUACCACUUUGGAACUGUCUCUCGCGCAAACUAUUCAGUUUAGAAAAAAAUGAUGUUAGGAACCUAAAUAUCAUUUUUGAAGACCUAUCCAUAGAUACCCCACACGUAUGGGUUUGAUGAAAAAAAAUUUUUUUUAAUUUAUUGACGUAUUAAAAAAAAACUAUUCACUAGAUCUCGUUCAAACCAAUUUUCGGUGGAAGUUUGCAUGGUAAUGUAUAUCAUAUAUUUUUUUUAGAUUUUUCAUUCUGUUAUUUUAGAAGUUACAGGGGGGGGGGACACACAUUUUUUCACUUUGGAAGUGUCUCUCGCGCAAACUAUUCAGUUUAGAAAAAAAUGAUAUUAGAAACCUAAAUAUCAUUUUUGAAGACCUAUCCAUAGAUACCCCACACGUAUGGGUUUGAUGAAAAAAAAUUUUUUUUUAAAUUUUUAUGACGUAUUAAAAAAAAACUACUUACUAGAUCUCGUUCGAACCAAUUUUCGGUGGAAGUUUGCAUGGCAAUGUAUAUCAUAUAUUUUUUUUAGAUUUUUCAUUCUGUUAUUUUAGAAGUUACAGGGGGGGGGACACACAUUUUUUUACUUUGGAAGUGUCUCUCGCGCAAACUAUUCAGUUUAGAAAAAAAUGAUAUUAGAAACCUAAAUAUCAUUUUGGAAGACCUAUCCAUAGAUACCCCACACGUAUGGGUUUGAUGAAAAGAAAUUUUUUUUUAAAUUUUUAUGACGUAUUAAAAAAAAACUACUUACUAGAUCUCGUUCGAACUAAUUUUCGGUGGAAGUUUGCAUGGCAAUGUAUAUCAUAUAUUUUUUUUUGAUUUUUCAUUCUGUUAUUUUAGAAGUUACGGGGGGGGGGACACACUUUUUACCACUUUGGAAGUGUCUCUCGCGCAAACUUUUCAGUUUAGAAAAAAAUGAUAUUAGAAACCUCAAUAUCAUUUUUAAAGACCUAUCCAUAGAUACCCCACACGUAUGAGUUUGAUGAAAAAAGAUUUUUUGAGUUUCAGUUCUAAGUAUGGGGAACCCCCAAAAUUUAUUGUUUUUUUUCUAUUUUUGUGUGAACAUCAUAAUGCGGUUCAUAGAAUACAUCUACUUACCAAGUUUGAACAGUAUAGCUUUUAUAGUUUCGGAAAAAAGUGGCUGUGACAGAAUCGGACAGACAGACGGACAUGACGAAUCUAUAAGGGUUCCGUUUUUUGCCAUUUGGCUACGGAACCCUAAAAAAGAGCUUAAGUGGGAUAUUAAUAGGUCAAUGGUGAAGAAAAAAGUGGGGCUUUAUACAAAUAAUAGCGUAUCACGAUAAAUUUUACCAACUAGGUAUCAAAAAUGACUUGAACAGACACCAACAUUACGUACUACACAAGUUAACUAUAAACGCAUUUAAAGUCAUAAAGACGCUUCAAAUCUAUUAUUCACAGAAGAUGUUGAUUAAAUCCUCACAUUUACUGUUUACAAAAUACACUUACCAUGAUUAUUAGAGUUUUUGUUAAACAAAUGUAAGAUUCUAAGCAUACAAAACUAAAUUAAAACCUUUUCUAAACAGAAAGACAUUUUCUAAUUGAUACCAACAAUAAAGAGUUAUUUUUUUUAAAUAAAAAUGCAUUCAGAACCGGCUUUCCUUGCUAUAUAUAGAUAUUGCAACUGAAUAAUAGUAAGCGGCGCAACGAUUCUGAAAAUAUUUGUUUAAAAGUUGACACAAUUCUAGAUUAUGAAAAGUUAUUAUUACAUCAAUGUAAACCGAUAAUCAAGAGCAUUUGUCGAAAUAUUUAAAAUAAAAUAAAAAACGCUUUUCAAAGUCGAUUCCCGAAA